AUGGAGAAGGUCAUCCUGGCUGCUGUUGAAAGGCAUCUAAAGAUGCACAGUCAACAUGGGGUCAUGAAGGGAAAGUCCCGUUUAACUAAUGUGAUAUCCUUCCACGAUAAGGUCACCCGCUCAGUGGAUGAAGGGAAGGCGGUGGAUGUGGGGUUUCUGGAUUUCAGUAAGGCUUUUGGUGCUGUCCCUCACAGCAUCCUUCCGGACAAGUCGGCCAGUUGUGGGACGAGCAGGUUGACGGGGCGCUGGGUGAAGAACCGGCUGGAGGGCAGGGCUCAAAGGGCUGCAGUGAACGGGGCUACAUCUGGCUGGCGACCGGGCAGCAGCAGCGUGCCUCAGGGCUCCAUCCUAGGGCCAGUGCUGUUCAGGGAACUGUCACCGCUCCGAGAUCUGGAUGCUUUGGGCCACUCUGAGGAGGGAAUAGAAGCUGCCAAGUCCCAGAAUAAAUCUCUCCGAAACCAAAAAACAAAAAGUAAUCCUAGUGACCCCAGUGGCCAAGCCCCUGCGGAGACUGAGGCUCACGGCGAGCCCUCGAGGACCUUGGAGAACAGGUCCGUGCCACCCCCAAAGGCACCCGGGAAGCGCGGGCGGAAGUCCAAGACGGAGAUGCUGCUGCUGAAACUGUCUCAGGACCUGGAGUGCCCGGCCCCGGAGCCCAUCUGUGUGCAGAAGAUGCUGGGGAGCAGCAAGGCAGCGGAAGGGCUGGAGACACCCCCCGGCGGGCGCCCCAAAAGGCGGGCAGCCAAAGUGGCUUUGCUGUACCUGCAGGAGCUGGCAGAGGAGCUGACAUCGGUGUACCAGCCUCCGGCUCCCACCGAGGGUGCCCAGGAGCCGGAACCAGAGCUUGAGCAUAUCCAGAAGAAGCGUCGGAGCCGGAGGAGGAAGGAGGAGGAAACUGAUAGUGAUGAUCCUGCACGAGAUGCUGACUUCGUGCCCUCGAAGGAGGUGUUGCUGCAGGCGGAGGAGGAGGAGGGGAGUGACGCACCACUCAGUGAGGUGUCAGAGCCAGAGAUGGAGGCGCUUCGAGGACACGGUGGGAAGACGUCAUCUGCAGGGAGAUCCAAGCCCCAGUGCCGAGGCCUCGCUCCCAACGGCUUCCACAACUCCAUCAUGGCCCCAGUGGAGAAGUGCUCCAGCCUCACCUGCAGCCUGCGGGAUCAGAAGUACUCACAGUGGGAGUUUCCCGACUGGAUCCCUUUGGCGCACAAGUGGACGUGUCUCUCUGAAAGCGAAGCUGCCCCGUACCUGCCAGCAGAGGAGAAAUCUCCCCUCUUUUCCAUCCAGCGGGAGGGCAUUGAAGACGACGGUGUCUUAUACAGAGUAAACAGGUUCAGCUCCCUGCAGCCCCAUGAGGAGCGCCUGGACAUGUCCUUCUUCGUUGGCGGCCCUGUGUGGGCGAUGGAGUGGUGCCCGUCCCCGGAGGGCUCAGUGGCCUCUCAGUAUGUGGCUCUCUACUGCCAUGGGAGCAUGGAGGAGACGCACAGCGUGGCUGGGCUCCAUGGGGGCCCUGCGCUCCUGCAGCUCUGGGGCCUGGGCACGCUGCAGCAGGAGCAGGGCUCUGUUGACAAAGCCGGGCUGGCCUACGCCAUCGCUGCUGAUCACGGCUGCGUCUGGGACAUGAAGUUCUGCCCUAGCGGUGCCUGGGAGCUGCCCACUGCUGCCAGGAAGCACCCGCAGAUGAGCCGGCUGGGCCUGCUGGCCGUGGCCUUCUCGGACGGCAAGGUGGUGCUGUACUCCCUCCCGCACCCCGGGGCCCUGCAGCGGUCCAAGAGAACCCAGGUAAAAGAUGGCUCCUUCCACAAGCACAUUAUCUGCAAGGUGCAGUGUAUUGCCACACUCCAGGUGGGCUCUAUCCAGGCAGGGAAUGUGUCCGAGUGCGGCCAGUGCUUUAGCCUCUCCUGGAUGCCAUCCAAGCCCCAUCAUCACCUUGCAGCUGGUUUUUAUGAUGGCACUGUGGCCGUCUGGAACCUGCUCACCAAGUCCCUCCUGCAGUGUGUGCGCCAGCCCGAUGGCUCCCUGAAGCUCUACCCCUUCCAGUGCUUUCUGGCCCACGACCACGCAGUCCGGAGCAUCGAGUGGUGCAAGGCCGACAGCAACUUCCUGGUCACGGCAGGGAGCGACCGUAAGAUCAAGUUCUGGGACCUGCGGCGGCUCUAUGAGCCCAUCAACAGCAUCAAGCGGUUCCUCAGCACUGAGGUGGCCUGGCUGCUGCCCUACAACGGGGUCACCGUGGCCCAGGACAACUGCUAUGCCUCUUACGGUCUCUGUGGGAUCCACUACAUUGACGCUGGGUACUUGGGCUUCAAGGCUUAUUUUGUGGCCCCUCGCAAGGGGACCGUGUGGAGCAUAUCUGGCUCGGACUGGCUGAACACAGUGGCUGCGGGAGACAUCACCGGCGAGCUGGUGGCUGCGGUGCUGCCUGACCUGGCCAUCAACCCCCUCAACGUCAAGCGCUCCUCAGACCGCAGAUUUCCGGUCUACAAAGCUGAUCUGCUGCCCUGCAGCCCCGCUGGGUUGGAGGGCGGCGAGCAGGAGCUGCCGAAGACCAGGCUCUACAGCGAGAUGGUGACCAAGAGCUACAUCCGAUUCCAGGACACGGACCUGCGCAGCUUCAAGAACUUCCCCAGCCGGGAGCCCAUGCGCAGGAUGCACACGCAGGAGGUGAAGGCAGAGCUGAGCCUCGACCGCCUGCAGCUGGAGUCCCUGCACAAGGUGCGCUUCAGCCCCAACCUGGACUCACACAGCUGGAUGGUGUCUGGUGGGCAGGCGGGCAUCGUGCGGGCGCACUGCCUGGCGGGGCUGGCCUCCGGCGUGGGCCGCCAGCUGCUCCUGGAGCGCCGUGCCCACUUCAGCUCCCUCUACGGAGACAAGCCCGGCAGCCCCGGUCCCGCCGAGCACUCCCCACUGCCAGCAGAGUAGCGUGGUGGAUCCCUCGUGCUGCUGCCACACGCGCUUGCCCUGGGCAGGAGCUCAGGCCAGGGGCAGGCUGUGCUGUCCGGGGGGGCUGUGUGCCCCCCUCUUGGUGCUUGUUACCCUCUGGGCCCCCACCUCGGGAGAGGGACGGCUGCUCCUGGCCGUCACCUGGGAUGCUCAGGACACUUGUCCUCAUGCUCUGGGCCCGGAAGGAUCCUUUCGCGCUGUUUGGUCUGAGCUGGUGCAGGGUGGGGGGCAGUGGGACCGGUGCAUGUCCCAGGGUUGAGCUGUGGGUCUCGGGGCCCGAUGCUGGGGAAGCACCCGUAGGCCCCCACCUGUGUGGGGCUGUGCUUGCUCUCGCCUCCCCCCCCGUUGUUGGCUGACACCCCCGCCCCGUGCAGGUGCAGGCAGGGGCGC
Molecule: messenger RNA, 3330 nt
Organism: Gavia stellata (red-throated loon)
Lineage: Eukaryota; Metazoa; Chordata; Aves; Gaviiformes; Gaviidae
Gene: GTF3C2
Product: general transcription factor IIIC subunit 2
Exons: 18
Coding region: 1-2919 (972 amino acids)
Biological process (GO): transcription by RNA polymerase III
Cellular component (GO): transcription factor TFIIIC complex
Molecular function (GO): protein binding
Source: RefSeq, a predicted model, not a curated record